GCGCUUCGUCAAGUUCCAAGGACACCAUUAUUCUACCUGCUUCAUGUCGCCUUGCUGCAUGGCCAGUGCCAUUUCAAGUACCACAGUUUUCCCGAGACAUAGAGCUGAUCCUCGCAGAGGCAAACGAAUCAUAUCAUGCUACUGGAAAACACUUCAUGGAUCCCCAUGUAAAGUCAGCAAUAAUGUAUGACCUGUCAAAAGUGAUUUUUUCCUACACGGCCUAUCCAUCAAGUCAGCAGAUUCUCUCAGUGGCUGAAGCUCUAGUUGCCAAGUUUCCAUGUCUUAGGGAGCCGGGAUCAUUUGCAGGUUUAUAUGGCUGGCAACAGCGCAUAAAAUACAAGAUGCACAAUUACCGUGCCAAGCUAAAAUCUCGAAAAUAUGCUUUCCCGGAAAUCGAAGUCAACACGUUGAGGAGGAAGCAUCCAGCUGAUGCAGUCCCAUCAAAAAACGUAAAAAAACCCAAAAAAGCAGAAGUUAAUUACCUCCCCCCACACCCUACUGGCGAAAGCCAAGACACACUGGAGCAGGAGAGGCUUGAAUUACUUGAUGAAGUGAAGAAGAAAAACAAUGCAAAGAUAAUCACAGAUAAAAUGAGUAAAACCUUCUCAAGCCGAAGAGUCGAAGUGGUGACCCUCAGCCCCUCUGUGAAUGUGUUUAAAGAAAGAUGGCCAGCAUUAUUCAGCGAGGCUCAGAUCAAGGAAGAGUUCUGUCGUAUAACGACAAUUUCCUUAGAAGAAAAUUUCAUGAUGAAGCUUGAUGGGUACACCCCGGGUCUCUUGAGGCUUAUACGUGCUAAAGGAGGAGCUGCUGGUUCCAAGAUACGCCCUCUGCUGGACUCUCUAAAUGAUGCACAGAGCAUUGAGAAAAAAAGGGAUACAGUUGUCUGCUGCCUCAUUGGCUACCUCGGUGAAAGACAAGAAGAUCUUUUCCAUGACUGCCAGGAAUGUGAGGACCACACAGACAACACAAUGAAGGUGAUUGUGAAGCACAACAUCACGGCUGAGGAGGAUCCAUCAGAUGUGUCUAUUGUGAUUGAAGGAAACACUGUGAUGGAAGGAUGUGGAAGUCGAACAAAAGCAUGUGUUCUGCUGAUGGGACUGAUAUAUGCACUCAACCUGGAAUACCCAAAGCAGCUGAAGAACACGUUUGAAACUUUUCAGAAACUUUUUUUGGAGCUUGACGGUGCAAAACUACUGAAGAAGGUCCACAGCCUCAAAAGUAAGCUGUAAGCUAAGUGAACUGGUUCAUUCCUUGAAAUAUUGUGUGAAGAUGUUAUAUUACAUUUUAUUCUGUGUUUUUAUGGAUCAUUGCUACAACAAGGCAAACAAGGCAGUUCAGAUAUUUGUUUUAUGAAUGCACCUAUACUGCAGAUUUGGUGAGUCACUGUAAUGUAAAACUAAAGAGGCACAAGAGUUUGGACACAAAAAAGUCAUGUGACUGCACAUCUUUUGGAGCUGUGCUCUGAUC
This is a messenger RNA of Melanotaenia boesemani (Boeseman's rainbowfish), 1467 nucleotides long. RefSeq lists its product as uncharacterized. The transcript is spliced from 5 exons. Bases 156 to 1229 code for a protein of 357 amino acids. The record is from RefSeq and is a predicted model, not a curated record. NCBI's taxonomy places the organism in Eukaryota, Metazoa, Chordata, Actinopteri, Atheriniformes, Melanotaeniidae.